Molecule: messenger RNA, 2790 nt
Organism: Gossypium raimondii (Peruvian cotton)
Lineage: Eukaryota; Viridiplantae; Streptophyta; Magnoliopsida; Malvales; Malvaceae
Product: telomere repeat-binding protein 5
Exons: 10
Coding region: 409-2562 (717 amino acids)
Source: RefSeq, a predicted model, not a curated record
UUUUCAGAGGGUUUUCGGCUAUCUGAGAGAGAAUUAAAAAAAGAGAUUUAUAAUUUUUUUGGACAAGAAAAAUUUUUUAAAAAUGAAAUUUAGAAUUGUGUGAGAAAAUCUCAAAUGGGUUUUGUUUGGAAAGCACAUUAGGAUUUUCCUUUUUGUUUUGUCGGGAAGAUAAUGGGAUAAAAGAAAGUAUUGUUUUAUUUUUUUCUGCUAUGAAGACAACUUUUUCGAAUCUGUUAUUUUCUUUAUGUGAUCUUAUGUUUGGCUGAGAAUUUCGUAUAUUGAUCCAACAUUUCAUUGUUUAAGAGGGUCUAAGCUGAGCUGAGAUGAAAUACUUGUGUCUCUUGGAACUGAUUCAAGGGUGUUGGUGAAUUGCAUAUGAUGUGUUCUUAAUUUUAUGAUCUUUGAAGCAUGGAGUUGCAGAAGAGGUUAGAUUAUGGAUUCAAUGGCUAUCAGGUGCCUGCUACUCCACGAGCAACCAGAUCAGCCAGGAAAAGGGUUCCAUUUAAAAAGAGAGUUGAAGACAAGCGAAUAAGUGCUUUCGACUUACUGGCCACCGUAGCUGGGAAGUUAUUACUAGAUAAAGAAAGUACUCCUGUCUCUAGUAAUACGUCAAGUGCUGAAGAUAAGUCUAAAGUUGAAAAGAAUACUGUUAAAGAAGAAAGGCGGGAUGGAAACCAGUCAUCGAAGCUAGAAACAUGUGAUCAAUACAGCAAUGAUAGGGAAUUCAUAAUUUCUCAACUUGUCUCACAAACUAAUGACCUAAGAAGCUGUAGUUUUAGAAAAUCACCGAGCCUUAAAAAUGACACCCAUUUUGGACUUACCUCUGUCGUAACAACUUCUGAUUGCUCAGAAAGAUCUGGUGUUCUGAAGUUAAUGAAUGGCAAAAUCAAGAAUGAAAUGGGAAGUUUGCCUUGUAAGGUAGAGACUGGUCCCUUUCUGUGCGGGGCUUCUGGUGGUCGUAUUAAACUAGAGUUUGAAAAUAAAGGGCCUAUACAUGAGGAGCUGGAUCGAACUGAUAAGUUAUCUUUUAGAGAAGUGGCUGAUACAUGCCCCUUAGAGGAUCCGGUAGUUGUGGAUGGUAAACCUCCUCUUCUAGUUAGUUCAGAUAGUAGUGGCAAGACACAUUCAUAUGGGUUCAAUAAUCACCUUGGCUCUUUUCCUGGUAAGCGAGAUGAUUUAAAGAUAGUUAGUAGAGAUGAUGAUGAAAAAUCUUCAGGGUGUACUUACCUUGGCCCCAUAAAGAAACCAUUUAGGCCAACACCACUUAUUGGAGACCGAAGAAUAAGGAAGACAAUGACUUCUAAAUACUUGAAAGUUGCUCCAAGAUUGAAUGAUGUGACACUAUCCAAUUCUGAUGAGAAUUUGAAAUCUGCUUACUGCGAUAGGAGUGCUUACAAGCGCAUAAGAUCCGAAAGGAACUACCCUUUUAAAAAAAGGAAGUUUUUACACUAUAGCUCAGUAUCAAAUUCAGAUGGAGGAAUCAGCAGUGAGGGUAUUUCCGAUUCACCUGAGCAGAGCAUCAAUGGAAAUGCUUCAGGCGUAUAUCCAAAGAUGCGUGGAGUCACUGGAGAAUCACCUUCGCUAGCAGACCAACGCAAAUCAUUCCACUCUAGGGAUUCUCACGUGAAGUUUAGGAUCAAAUCUUUCAGGGUGCCAGAAUUGUUUAUUGAAAUUCCAGAAUCUGCAACUAUUGGUUCAUUGAAGAGGACUGUUAUGGAGGCAGUGACAGCGAUACUCGGAGGUGGAUUACGCAUUGGUGUACUUCUUCAAGGAAAAAAGGUUAGAGAUGACAAUAAAACUCUGUUGCAAACGGGAAUUUCUCGUGAUAACCAGAUGGAUGCACUGGGUUUUAGCCUGGAGCCGAACCCUUCGCAAACCUUUCCAUCGCACUGUCCUGGAGGUUCUCCCUUGAAGUUUCCCUGUGACACACCUCUACCUUUAGCUAGGUAUCCAGCAACUCCUGGUUUAGUUACUCGGGUUACACAUGAUCCUUCACAUGAGCCUCACAUGCAUAAUUUGGGCAACUUUGUUGAAAGCGAUCAUGAUUCUGCACCCUCGCCUACAGACAUGUCACUUGACAAAAGCACAACGGAUUCUAAAGCCCUGGUAGCUGUACCAGCGAUGAGUGUGGAGGCGCUAGAUGUGGUUCCAGCCCAUAGGAAAUCAAAGCGAUCUGAAGUUGUGCAACGUAGAAUUCGUCGACCUUUCUCUGUUGCUGAAGUUGAAGCCCUGGUUCAAGCUGUUGAGAAACUUGGAACUGGAAGGUGGCGUGAUGUUAAAUUAAGAGCUUUUGAUAACGCGAAGCACCGAACUUACGUAGAUUUAAAGGAUAAGUGGAAAACACUUGUUCAUACAGCGAGAAUAUCGCCGCAGCAAAGGCGGGGAGAACCGGUGCCUCAGGAGCUCCUGGACAGGGUCCUAACUGCGCAUGCCUACUGGUCACAGCAGCAAGCCAAGCAACAACUGAAGCAGCAACAGCAGCCUGAGAGCUGCCUUCUCCUUUAUAACUCAACAGUAAGAGCUAGUAGCAGAAGUGAUGGUGGUGAAAAAAACUUUGGUUGAUGAUGAUGAUGGGUUUUUAGGGAAGGAUUUGUCUAAUUAUUAUUUUAUCAUUUUCCUUGUAUUUUCUUGUGAUUAUUUAAAAGAAAAAAGGAAAAAAAAUUAUGACAAGAAAUAUGUAAUAUUUUAUGUGCUCUAGCACUGAUUCUUCUCUUACAAUGUAGAGGCAUGGAUGGCCCUUUUGUAAAUUGCUAUUGAUGGAAUAAGAGCUUUGCUAAAUUACAUUGCUAA